CUGUGUUAGCUGCAGCUCCCCCUGUCACCAGCCUGCCUCCCACCACAGCAGGUCAGAGCAGCUGACUGCGGCCAUGGAGAUGCCUCUGUGGAGCAGUUCUGCUGAGUCUGUGCUGUUCUCGUGCUGCCUGCAGGGCAGGGUGGUGCACAUCCCAUUUCCAGGAGCUUUAACCUUUUUUUUUUCCUGUGGGUUUUUUUUGGCACGGACAAGGGAAACAAUUUGCCUGUGUUCAGAUCGCAGAGCGAGGUCUUGCUGUGGCCUGUCCUUCACUCUGUCCUUGAUAACUGUCUGGACCUUCACCCUCUGCAGUGUCUCGGCUGACGCCUUCCUGGCUGUGCUCUGGAUCUGGUGCCAGGUUCACAGACAACUCAGAGGUGGUACCUGUUAGAGCCUUCUCCUCCUUCCUUUACUCAGGCCUCAAAUCUUGCUCCUGAGCAGGUGCAGCACUCUGGUCCUGCUGCUUGGGGACAGCCCUGUCCUGUCACCAGCUGCCAUUUAGUAGGUUUUCUAUUUAUUUAUUUUGUAUUUUAAACCUCAUUAAACUCUUCCUCCAGAACACACUUAGCACGGGACAAGGUAUCACCAUAGUGAUUUAAGUAACCCCAGUUUAAAACACACACAUUCUGAUGCCCAGUUAAUACAACCCUAAACCCUGCUUUUAAUUGGAAUGUGGAGAAAAGAUGCAAUAAAAUGGCCCAAGUGUUUGCUUCAUCUGGUUUCCAAUUUUAAACCUCAGGGCAAACCAACACAUGCAAAGAUGAAGCAGAAUCUGGUCACUGAGCUCUUCUGUCGUGUGGGUCUGGCCCCCAGUGCCAGGAUUUGAGCACCUGUGGUGGCUGCUGACUGCCUGGGGCAGAGCUUGUUUUCCACACAUGACCCCGCACCCAAAACCUCUUUUUUUGUUCCGUUUUCUGCUGCAGCCACCAGCCCAGCUGCGCUGUGCGCAGGGCAAGAUUUGCUGAGCAGGGACAGUUUGUUCCGGCCGUGACCUUCCUUUGUCAGCAGGCCAGAAUCUAAAGGCCGUAAGCAGAGGAGCUGCUGAUGGCAGCUCGGAGCCCUCACUCCCGCGUUUAUGACCCUUUUACGGCCGGGCUGACGCCAUCACCCAAGCUCCAGCCGGACUUCGGGAGCGUCACAGCGGCUGCCUGUGGCUGCUGCGCUGGGAGAGCUGCCCCGGGCCACGGCAAGCAGCGUGGCUCGGCGGCGGGCAGGGAGCUGCGGGCACUGCGGGCAGGGCGCUGCGGGCACUGCGGGCAGGGAGCUGCGGGCACUGCGGGCAGGGCGCUGCGGACACUGCGGGCAGGGAGCUGGGGCCGCGGGGGGUGCCCCGCACGCGCCUGCGCAGCUCGGCCUCGGCCCCAUUCACAAAGAGCGAGCGGCGAGCCCGCGCCCGCUGAUUGGCUGCUCCCCGCGCGGGGCGGAGCCAAUGGCAGGGCGGCCACGCGGCGCGGGCGGGGAACGGCUCAGAGCGGGGAGCGAACGGGAGCGCGCAGCCCCAGCACCAUGUCCGUCAGCAGCCACGAGAAUCGGAAGUCCCGCUCGAGCUCGGGCUCCAUGAACAUCCAGCUCUUCCACAAGCCGGGCCACGCCGACAGCCUCCUGACGCAGCUGAACCUGCUCCGCCAGCGGCGGCUCUUCACCGACGUGGUGCUGCGUGCCGGGCACCAGGCCUUCCCGUGCCACCGCGCCGUCCUGGCCGCCUGCAGCCGCUACUUCGACGCCAUGUUCAGCAGUGGCCUCAAAGAGAGCAGAGAUGAUGUAGUCAACUUCCACGACACCGUGCACCCCGAGGUGCUGGAGCUGCUGCUGGACUACGCCUACUCAGCCCGGGUGCUGAUUAACGAGGAGAACGCAGAGUCCUUGCUGGAGGCCGGGGACAUGCUGCAGUUUCAGGACAUUCGGGAUGCUUCGGCUGACUUUCUGGAGAAGAACCUCUACCCUGGGAACUGCCUGAACAUGCUGCUGCUGUCCGACGCCCACUGCUGCGAGCGGCUGCUGGAGCUGUCCUGGAGGAUGGCGUUGGCCAACUUCACCUCGCUCUGCAAGACCGAAGACUUCCUCCGUCUGCCCAAAGGCAAACUGCUGGAGCUGGUGAAGAGCGAAGAGCUGGAGGUGGAGGAUGAGACGUUGGUCUACGAAGCUGUUAUGGGCUGGAUCCGCUACGAUUUGCCCCGGCGACACGAGGACCUGCCAGAGCUGCUGCGCUCAGUCCGUCUGGCCCUGCUGCCCGAGUCCUACCUGCAGAACCAAGUGGCCUGCGAGGAGCUGGUGACCAGCCACAAGCUGGGGAGGGAGAUCGUGGCCGAUGCCGUGCGAUGCAAACUGAAGAUCCUGCAGAACGAGGGCCUGGUGACAGGCUGCUGCGCCCGGCCCCGCAAGGUCAGCCAGGCCCUGCUGCUGCUGGGCGGCCAGACCUUCGUGUGCGACAAGAUCUACAUGCUGGACCCGAAAUCCAGCGAGAUCAUUCCUCGUGCUGACAUCCCCAGCCCCCGUAAGGAGUGCAGCGCCUGCGCCAUCGGCUGCAAGGUUUACAUCACCGGCGGCAAGGGCUCCGAGAACGGCGCUUCCAGAGACGUCUGGGUGUACAACACCUUCCACGACGAGUGGGCAAAGGCUGCUCCCAUGCUGGUGGCACGGUUUGGCCACGGCUCUGCUGAGCUGGACCACUGCCUGUACGUGGUGGGGGGUCACACGGCCGUGAGCGGUGCCUUCCCAGCCUCUCCCUCUGUCUCCCUCAAGCAAGUGGAGCACUACGACCCGCAGCUGGACAAAUGGUCCCUGGUGGCUCCUCUCCGAGAAGGUGUGAGCAACGCCGCUGUGGUGGGAGCCAAGAUGAAGCUGUUCGUGUUCGGUGGCACCAGUGCCAACCAGGAGAAGCUGCCCAAAGUGCAGUGCUUUGACCCCUGCCAGAACCGCUGGACAGUGCCCACCAGCUGCCCUCAGCCCUGGCGGUACACGGCCGCUGCCGUGGUGGGCAGCCACAUCAUUGUCAUCGGGGGGGACACGGAGUUCUCUGCCAGCUCUGCUUACCGCUUCCACAGUGACACCUACCAGUGGUCCAAGUUUGGGGACGUCACCGCCAAGCGCAUCAGCUGCCGCGCUGUGACCUCGGGGAACAGGCUGUACGUGGUGGGAGGCUACUGCGGGGCUCAGCGCUGUAAAACGCUGGACUGCUACGACCCCACCUCCGACACCUGGAGCAGCGUCACCACCGUGCCUUACUCCCUCAUCCCCACCGCCUUCGUCAGCACCUGGAGGUACCUCUCUGCCUGAGCCCCUGGCGUGGGCAGGACCCCGCAAGGUAAAGAAGUUGUGGAUCACCCCAGGGCUUCUCUGUCUAACUUUGUGCUGCACAGCACUGAACCCUGAGGGGAGAUGCAGGUGGAUGUGGACUGGAGCUGUCCUAGAGGCAGCCUCGCGUGAAUGGCAGCUCCAGCACUGUGCUUCCAGGCUGCUGGUGUGGGAUUGAGAACCCUGAAGGAGAGAGAACUUCUCUUUAGGCUCUUCAGUAUAAAUAACAGGACACUGAACCUGGCAUCUCAGCCCUUCUGCUGAGCCUUGGCCUGCGCAAAGAGUCUGGGGAAUGCUGUCUGAGGAGGAUUGGGUGUCCCCCCCACCGGGUGCAGCGGGCUGGGGGGGUGCAGGCUGUCUGCAGGAGCAGGGACAGACCGCAUGGUGCCACAGGGGACCGGCUGCUGCUUUUAGCACAGCCUGCUCCUGGUGCCAUGGGUAAGCUGCUGGUGGAACCCAAAUGUCUUGUGAGGGCUGUGAGCUGGUGCCAGAACAAGAUUAUAGCUGGGAUUUAGUCCCAGAAUGGUUGGUAAGUGCUUUUGUAAGACAAGCCCUGUCUACAUAUAAACACAGGGUUUCUCUGCUUCUAAUUAUUCUCUGGUGUCCCUUUCAGGGCACUUUUUUUUCCCCCUGCUACACAACAAUUAUCUCCUUUACAGUUUGCAGCUGGAAUGAAACCUUUCUAAAGGCUCUUGGCAGAAAAGGUGCCAGUGGAUUGCAGCUCCCAGCAGGGCCUUUCCUUUUCCUUUUGUGAGAGAUGCUGUGCCCAAGUGGAUGUGGUUCAUGUAAUAAAGUCUCUGCCAUGCUUCAGAGGCCUCCUCGCUGCAGAGAGAAGCAAGCAGCCACUCACCAAGACAGCAGCCUUGGAGGUUUUGAGGCCUGGGCAGUGUUGUUGGACUUGCUGCAUGCUGGUCUCAUAACAGCCUCUUUGCACUGCAGGCUUCACACAUGAUCUUUUUUCCAUGUCCUGCUCCAGACAUGGGCAAUAGGAGCACCCAGCAGGUCUGUGCCCUGAGUGCCAGCUCCUGCACUGAUCUUGGGCAGCCUCUGAGCCACUUCAAAUCCCCUUCCUUAGAGCAAAGAGGAGAUGAGCACAGAGGCACCUCCUUGGGCUGGCAGCUUGGACUGUCCCCUGAGAUAGCAGAAGGCUGCCAAAUGUUCUCCUGACCAAUGUGCACUCAGCAGGAGCUAGAGGAAUAUUUUCUACUUCUUCCAUUGAAUAUUUUGGGUUAAGGACAAAGGAAGCUUCUAAGUUAACUUGCAGCAGGCUCUGGACUGCUGUGCUGUGACCUUGCAUGCAGGCAGCACCAGAGGCCUGAAACGUUCAACACAUGACAGAAGUUUACCCCUGGGCUGGGUCUGUACUUUUUGGUUUUUUAUACAGCAGUUGUGUGUUUAUUACUCAGCCUGGAGCUGCUUCAAUAAAUCUGAAUGAAAUCAA
This is a messenger RNA of Pogoniulus pusillus (Red-fronted tinkerbird), 4732 nucleotides long. RefSeq names its product ectoderm-neural cortex protein 1-like. NCBI's taxonomy places the organism in Eukaryota, Metazoa, Chordata, Aves, Piciformes, Lybiidae. The transcript has 2 exons. The record is from RefSeq and is a predicted model, not a curated record. Gene Ontology annotation, molecular function: protein binding. The coding region runs from base 1042 to 3273 and encodes 743 amino acids.